AGGUUUCCUGUGGCUUCCAUUACACACAACAAAGAACCACGCUCGAUUCUUUGGAAAAUGGAUCCUCCCUUAAUGAAGGGGUUUGUGUUUCUCUGGACUUUGGCUCUUUAUUUAUCAAGUUUUUCUGGAGUUUUUUCAUCUUAUUUAGAUAGUAGGGAUGUAGCCAACAGUUCCUUAUAUUCGACGCAAUUUUCCAACUCUUGUGCUUCUCAUAUUUUACUUUUAAGAGAAGAAAAUGAAAGGUUAAAGCAAGAGCUCGAUCUGUUCAAAUAUAAGAAUACUGAGCUUCAAUUAUAUGUCAACUCUUUAUCGGGUCAAUGUGGUAGCAUUCGCCGCUGUAAAUCAGAAGACAACUAUUAUGCAGAUGGUGAUGUUUGGUAUCCAGAUCCAUGUACGACUUGUAGAUGUGAGAUUGAUAAAGUUAACUGUUACACAUCUUUCCAUUCACCUUACUGUGAGUUGCAAUGCAAUGAAAAUACAUGUUUAAACGGUGGAGCGUGUAUGGGAUCACUAAACAGACAAUCCGUUCAGUGCAGCUGCCCCGAUGGAUUUUCCGGUCCUUUAUGCGAACAAACCAUAACAAGCUGCUCCCCUAUCCAAACAAAUAACCACUGCAACCACAGCCAGAGCAUCUGGUACUUUGACUCAUUAUCCAAUCAGUGUAAAUCAACAGUUUCAGGUUGUUUCGAACCUCGGUCGACAUUUUUAACGUUUGAGGAAUGUUCUACGACGUGUUUACAAGGUACUUGCUGCUAUCGAAUGAAGAUAGGUGAAAUUCCGGAUAUGAUCUGCCAGCCCGAAACAAUGAAGAAUUGUCAGCUCUUAUGUCAAGAUGACAACAUCGAAGUACUAGGUUUUUAUCCAGGGAUCAAAUGCCCAAAUGAAGGAUGUGGUAUGAUUGCAUCAAAAGUGUGCCAUACUGGAAUAUCUUUGUACAGUCCGGGAUCUACCUUUUCCUUUGGUUGUGAAACAUGCGAAUGUUUUGAUGAACAUAUUUCUUGCAGUUGCCGUAAUAUGAAUGUGAGAAAAGAAAUAAGAGAACUUAGUUAUUCAGAACGAAUUGAAUACCAGCGAGCAGUAGCUCAUCUUCAAGCUGGAGGCGAUAAAAGUAUCUGGACAUCUUUACGAAAUCUGUAUAUUACUCACAUCAUGCACGCCAAUUCACCGGAAUAUUUCCUAUUUUGGAAUAGAAAUUUCUUGAGAACGAUGGAGCAGCAUUUGCAAGAAUACAACUGUUCUAUUACUAUUCCUUAUUUUGAUUUCACUCUGGACGCAGGUAAUUUGUCUUCAUCAGUAGUGUGGCGACAAGAUUUCUUUGGAUCGCCCAAUCCAAAUGGAAGUUAUUGCCAAAAACAUUUCAUCCAUAAAAGUAAUACGCCUUGGACGCCUUGCAUCAAAAGAGAUAUCAAGGCCGAUAGCAAUGCUCCUACAAUGAUUGAUGUAGCUCUUGCUCUUUCUAAAUCAGAUUUCUUUGAAUUUACAUCUGCUCUUCAAGGAAUUGCUAAUUACAUGCAUAGCUUUAUGGGAGGCGAUAUGGAAACAACAAAUAGUCCGCACGAUCCGAUUUUCUAUUCUUUGCACGCUUUUAUCGAUUCAUUAUUUUGGAAAUGGCAACAGCGUCAUUCAGUGAAGAAGUUGAAAAAAUUUAAAAACAAAGUUUUAGAAGCGAAUUUGAUUCCCUUCAAUACAAAACAAAAGUUUCUGAUCAAUUCGGAGAAAGACUUGUGCGUAACUUACGCAUCAAUGGAAGAAUCUGAAAGAGAGAGAAACAGACAAGAAUUUCGUUCUGCUCGACCUCAAAGCAACAACCAUGCUGGCUGCUCUGGUGAAGAGUUUUCUCCCUUUACUGAAAGAUUAUGCGAUACAGAAAUGAAAUCUUUAGUUGAUACAGGUCACAGGAUCCAGACAGUACUUUACAAUCAAGAAGAAAGAUUUUUGAAAACAUUACCGAGAACUUGCCUUUCAUCUCAUGAUAUUCCGAAAACUUAUGUGAAUCAGAUAUGGAAUGUUCAGCCUGAUUAUUUUAAGCCGCAGUCGAAUUAUCAGUCCGUGGAUAUGAAAUCCGAAUGGUGCGAUCGCUUUUGUUUCCCAGCAGAUAUUUUUCUUCCACCGGAAUCGAAUGACUCAUUCGAAAUCACGCCAUGCUCGGGAAACCAGGUGCAAAUACCCAUCUGUGAAGAGUCGAUUCUUUUAAAAUGUCCUUACUACACUUUCGCUCCUUGCCGUCUGUCUUUGUGUGGGAAUUGUUCGCUGACAUGCCACGUGAAUAAUCAGGAUAUAGAAUGUAAAGAGUCUGAUAUCGACUUUUGCAGUCCUAAUCCAUGCAAGAAUGGUGGCACAUGUAAACCAUCUGAAUGGCCUUCCUUAUCUCAUCUUGUGUCUUGUGAUUGCCCUCCUGGUUUUGAAGGUGAAUACUGUGAAGAAAAAUCAACUCAACGAUGUUCAUUGCCGCUGAACCCGGGAAAAUUGAGUGGUUGCGGUCCACCAGAAAAACGAUGGUACUUCGAUUUCCAAAAUCAAGAAUGCUACUCUUUUAUGUAUCAUGGAUGUUCAGGGAAUGGUAAUAAUUUCCCUUCUUACUAUGAAUGUCGAAUUACCUGUAAAAUUGGCGCUUGUUGCUGGAGAACACCUCGAUUUCCGGGAAGAGUACCAGGUUUUAAUGCAGAUGGUUACGACAGGUAUGGAUUCUCAACCGAUGGAAGAUCUCGAAAUAACGAACUUCGAACAUUGGAAAAUGGCUUUGGUGGAGGUAGAGGAAUUUACCGCUACAAGAAUUUUGAUUACGAAGGAUAUGAUAGAACUGGUCAUAACAAGGAUGGUGUUGACAGAUAUGGAUACAAUACUGCUGGUUAUCAUUAUGUUACAAAAUUUAAUUUAAAAGGGUACAAUGUUUAUGGAGAUUACGAUGGCGUUAUCAAAUACGACACACUUGGUUAUGAUAAAGAUGGUUAUAACAGAGCUGGAUUUAAUUGUUUCGGAUAUACAGCAGAAGGUUGGGAUUAUUAUGGACUUAGCGCUGGAUGGCGUUACGACUGUCGAGCAAUGAAUCUGAAGGACUGCCAAAAGAUGGAAAAAGACUCGACAACCGUACAAGUUGUUGCUUUCAGUCCUGGCAAAAAGUGUGAAGAAGUGCAUUGCGAAGAACAAUGUGGAUGCAACUUUCUAAAGAAAUCUUAUUCCUUUAAAGAAACAUUUUCGUUGGGUUGCAGCAGUUGCGAAUGCACUGUUUCGGGUCGAAUAAGGUGUCCAUGUACCACAAUUAGUAUUCGUAAAGAGAUAAGGGAUAUGACACUAGAAGAAAUGAAGCGUUAUCAAAAUGCUGUUAAAGCCCUUGCUUUGCAAGAUAUUUGGCAAAAUUUAACGAAUUUAUAUCAGGAAUAUAUGCCUCAGUCUCGCGGAAAUUCUUUCUUCCUGCCAUGGAAUAGGUUUUUUCUUCGAUAUACCGAAAUGAGAUUGCAGGAAAUCGAUUGUUCUGUAACCAUUCCUUAUUUUGACUGGACUUUGGAUGUUGGAAGCAUGGAAACUUCUGUCGUGUGGCAAGCAAACUAUUUUGGUGGGAAUGGGGAUAAAACCCAGAACAAUUGCGUUAGAUAUCAUCCUUUUAAAAAUUAUUUCCCCUUAUUUUGGAAAAAUUGUUUACGAAGGGAAUUUAAUUCUUCAGUCUACUUUCCUAAUGCCGUCGAUAUAGAAAAAAUACUAAGAAUUCAGUCAUUUGAAAAGUUUAGUUCGCAACUAGAUACCAUCAGCGGACUGUUUCAUUUGUUUGUGGGUGGACAUAUGGCAUCCACGAAAUCUGCUUAUGAUCCGAUCUUUUUCUCUCAUUAUGCUUUCAUAGAUAAAAUUUGGUACGAUUGGACAUCUGAGAAUCCAAACAACAUAGCAAAAUUUCCAUCAAAACAUAGAUACACAUCUAUGGCUCCUUUUGCUGUAGCUCCUGAUGAUGUAUUAAGAUCUGAUGUCCAAUUAUGUGUAACCUACAAAGACAUCACUGAAGGAGCACCUUGUGUUGAUGGAUCUAGAAAUAACCUCAAUAAAUUUUCACAAAAUGUAUUGCCAAAUAUUUUUGAUACAAAUGGUUAUGAUACAGAAGGUUAUGAUGCUUUUGGAUAUGAUCGAAUGGGAUGGAAGAAAAGUGGAAUCUUCAGAGAUUCUUUUAAUAGAGAUGGAUUUGAUCUUGACGGAUAUGAUCGCAAUGGUUUCGAUCGCUAUGGUUUUGACAGAAGUAGAUGUAACCGUAAAGGCUUUUGCAUUUCUAGCAUAUUUCAUACCUCCACUGCUCAACCCGUUUCUUCUUCAUGGGAUGAAUUUAAUGAAUUAGGCUAUCGUUCUACUGGAUUUGAUUUUCAUGGAUAUGACGUAUAUGGAUUUGAUGCUAAUGGAUACGAUCGGAACAAUUGUUCCUAUUUUUUUAAAGGUCCGUUUUAUCCCUUAUUUAUGAAGAAUGCAAAGAAAGGAAUGAAAUCACUGCCUCCAAAUGAACUAGACAAAAUCAAAACACAUUGUCCUUACAUGUCUGAAUUACCAGAAUGGUGGGUGAAUCUGUACUGGUUAAAUAGAAAUUCAUCUGGAAAGUUAGUACAUUUUUCACCAUCAGUGGAUAACUCGUACUCACCGUUCUCAGCCAAUGGUGAUCUGUGGUUAGCUCCAACGCCGGAAGAGAGGUUUUGUUUUCAACUACAUCAUCAUUCGAAAUGUGAAUUAAAUAAACCUCCAGUGCCUUGUCCUUUUCAUACGUGCAGUAGUCAACUGUGUCCAACAUUGCCUAGUGCUCAAUGCCGAAAUUUCGGAUGUGGAUCUUGUGACGCUAAUUAUUUUAACGUCGUCACACAGAAAGCAACUACAUGCAAUAAAAAUGAUUGCAUUGCAGUAGAUGGAAAUGUCAAAGCUGAUGGAGAAGUAUGGGAAGAAGAGCUUUGCUACAGCUGUACUUGUCAGGCAGGGUUAGUUUCAUGUUCCUCUGUACAAUGCGAUACAGCUUGUGAUCAUCCAGUCACAACUCCAGGGUCAUGUUGCCCCGUCUGCGAUGGAUGUAUGAAAGAUGAAAUAAUUUAUGCCAAUGGAGAAAGUUUUAUUGAUCCUCAGAAUCCUUGCUUGAAAUGCAUUUGUAAAAGAGGAUCCGUAAUGUGCACAAUGGUAGAAUGUGCUCCAAUGAAACCUUGCAUGGAAAGUGCUCUUGUAACGCAACACGGAGAAUGCUGUCCAACCUGCUCUAUGUGUGGUCCACACCGUGAAGGAUCUCACUGGAUGGAAAGUCCUUGCCACAACUGCUCUUGCUAUGGGGGUAAUGUUCAUUGCAAUGUGAUAAAUUGUCCUCUUCUAACGUGUCAGUACCCAGCAAGAAGUAAUGGAGAAUGUUGUCGACAUUGUGAUGAUUGUGAAUAUCGAGGAAAUUAUGUGAAAAAUGGAGAGGCAUUCAGCCCGGAAGCUUGCGUUGAAUGCAGGUGUCAGAAAGGGAAUAUAGCUUGUCAAAAAAUCGACUGCUUUCAUCCCACUUGUACAGACCCUAGAUAUCGGUUCGAGCAAUGCUGCAGCCAUUGCCAAAAAGGUUGUCAAUAUGAUGGGAAAGAUUAUGAAGAUGGAAGUGUUUUUAAUCCAAGCUUCAAUCCAUGUCUGAACUGUUCUUGCGAGAAAGGGAUCGUUCGUUGCCAACCAGUGAAAUGCCCGGAUCCAGAAGAAACUUGUGAAAUUCCUGUUUUUCCUCCUGGUGGAUGUUGCCCUUACUGUCCAAAAUGUACAUAUAAUGGGAAAGAAUACACGAAUGGCCAAAGAUGGAGAAUUUCUAAUGCUACUUGUGAGGGAUGCGUUUGUUUGAAUGGUAUCGUAUCUUGUUCUGAUAAGGAAAGCUGCCCAGGACAAAAAUGUACUCAUGGGGUUGUACCUGCUGGAGAGUGUUGUUCUCCAUGCAUUGACUGUAAAUACAACAGUUACAUUGUCCACGACCAAAUGCAAUUUUCGCCACCAGACGAUCCUUGUGCACGGUGUAUGUGUCGAAAAGGGAAUAUCACCUGCGUAAGAGAAACGUGUCCUAAACUUCUCUGUAGCGCAACAGAGCUGCCAACUGGUGCUUGUUGUCCAGUAUGCAAAGGUUGUAAAAACAGUCUUGGCCAACCUGUUGAGCACGGUCAAAAGUGGAUCCACCAUUCCGAUGUCUGCCAGGAGUGCACUUGCAGAGAUGGAGUGAGCAAAUGCGACAGAAUUGCUUGUAAAAUCCCCUGCACGCAUCCCGUAAUGAGACCUGACGUUUGUUGCCCAGAAUGCAAUGGUUGUCAAGUUUUAGGAAAAAUCUACCAAAACAAUGCUGAAAUUCCUUCGAGUGAUGCUUGCCGAAAAUGUUAUUGUUACAAAGGGAAUAUGGAAUGCGAAUCUGUAAGUUGCCCUGCUAUGACCUGUGAAAAUCCGAAGAAAGAACCUGGAAGUUGCUGUCCUACUUGCAAAGAAUGUCAUUUUCAAGGCAUUAUUGCUAAAGAUGGAGAAACAUUUCAACCACAGUCAGAUUCUUGCUAUUCUUGCACAUGUGAUAAAGGUGCUGUAUACUGUGAACGACGGAAUGAUCGCUGCAAUCCUCAGUGCACGAAUCCCAUUAAACUUCCCGGUCAGUGCUGUCCAGUAUGCGACGGUUGUGAAUAUGAAAAUAAAGAUUAUAAAAACAGAGAGCGCUUCACACCAAAUCCAGAUGAGCCUUGCUUGCAGUGCGAAUGUUCAAACGGGAAUGUCCGAUGUUUUCAACAGCAAUGUCCAAAGCUCAGUUGUCGGAAUCCUCAGAAGAUCGGAAAUAAAUGCUGCGAAGAAUGUGUCGAAUAUUGUGUGGAUGGAAACAACAAAGAGAAGAUUUAUCAAGAAGGCGAAGUUUGGUUGUCACCUGAAAAUGAGUGCAAUAUUUGUACUUGCAAGGAUUCCAUGGUUCAAUGUCGACGUGCAGAUUGUCCAACUACACAUUGCCAACAUCCAGCUGCUCCUUUUGGAGUUUGCUGUCCUGAAUGUGAACACUGCGAAUUUACGCAUAGACUAUACAGAAAUGGUCAAGAAUUUACGCAUGAAGAGGAUCCAUGUCAAGUAUGCAGGUGUGAGAAUGGAACCGUAUCCUGCGACACUAUUCUUUGUGAUCCACUGCCGUGCAUGCAUCCUGAAGAACUGAAAGGAAUUUGUUGUCCUAUAUGUGUUCCAGAUGUGAAAUGCCGCCACGGUGGGAAAGUGUAUGACGCUUGGGAAAAUUUUUUGGAUCCUGAUAAUCCCUGCAGUGAAUGCGUAUGUGUUGAUGGAAUGGCCAGUUGUCAUCCUGUUCUUUGUCUAAAUACGGAAUGCCCAAAUCCACAGUUUGGACACUGCUGUGAGUCGUGUGAUGGUUGCUCUUACGGAGAUAAGAACUACAUCAACCACGUUUCCUUUAGUGAUCCACUCAAUCCAUGCCGAAGUUGCCAAUGUGAAAGUGGAGCUGUUUCAUGCCAACAAUCUCCUUGUCCUCCAGUGGAAUGUGAAAAUCCAAUAUAUAUGGAGGGAGAAUGUUGUCCCAUUUGUCGAGAUUGCAUGUUCAAAGGAAGCUUCUACAAAGAUGGAGACACUUUCCAAGACCCGGACGAUAAUUGCAAUGAAUGCUAUUGUCAGUAUCCUGAAGUUGUUUGUCAGAAGAGAGGUUGCUCAGAUGGUGGCUGUGUUGACGUUAUGAAUUCUGGUUGCAAUGAAAUGGGAGCAGAAUGCCAUUUCUAUGACGAAAUUCAUGAAUCGGGAACAGUUUUCACUCAUCCCGAAAACCCUUGUGAAGUUUGUAGCUGUCAGAAUGGUAUGGUAACUUGUUUCGAGCAGCAUUGUCCUGUAGUCCGAUGCUCCCACCCAGUUCAAACAAACUGUUGCUCAGUUUGCUCAGAAGGGUGUUCAUUUGAAGGAUCUGUUUACAAAGAAUGGCAUGUAUUCCCAGAUCCAAGCAAUUCUUGUCAGGAAUGUGUUUGCCAAAGUGGAAAUGUUACCUGCAAACAAAAGCAAUGUCCAUCAGCAAACUGUAAAUAUCCGACAAUGGACGGCUGCUGUCCUAUAUGCAGAGAUUGUUUAUACAAAAGUGAGCUCAUUCAAAAUGGACAAAGUGUUCCUUCAAGUAAUGCAGAUAAUUGUGAUCUAUGCUUUUGUUACGAUGGAAAUAUAGAAUGCAAGCCUAAACCUUGUGCUACAGCUCAUUGUUCAAGCCCAGUGAUCAAGGAUUGUUGUCCUACUUGUGAUUCUGGUUGUUUUUAUAAUAACAAGACUUAUGAGCCAGGUGAGAAAUUUGCAGAUACAGAAAAUCCUUGUGAAGUAUGUAUUUGUGAAGGAGGAAAUAUUCGGUGCAUGCCAAAGCAGUGCCCUCCAACGAAUUGUUCAAAUCCAGUUGUCCACGAAUGCUGCCCAUCUUGCGAUACAGGUUGCAUGUUUGAAGACCAGUAUUAUGAAAUUGGAGCCAAAAUUGAUUACCCUAAUCGUCCGUGUGAUCUCUGCACUUGCAUAGCUGGUACUGUUCAGUGUAAUCCUAAGCCUUGUGGGAGUGUUAAUUGUUCUCAUCCUGUUAUUAAGAACUGCUGUCCAGCCUGUGAUUCUGGUUGUUUGCUCGACAGAAAAAUAUUUUAUAACGGAGAAAUAUUCAGUGAUCCUUCUAAACCUUGCCAGACUUGUACUUGUGUCAAAGGAAACAUUGAUUGCAAGCCUAAAUCUUGUGAUGUGGUUUAUUGUUCUAAUCCAGUUAUUGAAAACUGCUGUCCUGUGUGUGAUUUAGGUUGUUUGUAUGAAGGAAAAGUUUACGACUUUGGGGCAGAAUUCGAUGAUCCAGCAGACCCAUGUUCAGAAUGUGCCUGCAUGAAAGGAACAGUAUACUGUGAUAAAAAACCUUGCGACGCACCCGAAUGUGUCAAUAUCAUAACAGAUGAAGAGCACUGUUGUCCUUAUUGUCCUGAUUUCUGUGACUAUAAUGGAGAAAGGCACGAACUUGACACUAUAUUUCCUCAUAAAACAGAUAUCUGCAAAGAAUGUGCUUGUCUGAAUGGCGAUGUCCAAUGUGAAGAGAAAAUCUGUCCUGAUACUCAUUGCCUGCAUCCAGCUCCAGGACAAUGCUGCUUAGAGUGCUUAAACUGUCAAUUCCAUGAAAGAAUUUACAUAGAUAAUACAACUUUUACGAACCCGGAAAAUUCUUGUGAAACAUGCUUUUGUUCGAAAGGACAGGUAGCAUGUGAAAAGUUCCCGUGUGUACAGUGUCUCCAUCCUAUUUUAAAUGAUUCAAAUUGUUGUCCUGUAUGCGAUGGAUGCUUCUAUGCAGGACUUAAUAUUACCAAUCAGCAACGUUUUCUUUCUCCAGGAGACCCAUGCGAAGAAUGCAUUUGUAAGAAUGGUACUGUUACUUGCCACAAAUUAGCUUGCAGUCUUCCUGCAUGUGCUAAUCCAGUGAUGUUACCCGGAGUCUGCUGUCCAGUUUGCCCAGGAUGUACAGUUUCUGGCAUUCAAUUUGAGGAAAAUAAGGAAUUUACUCAUCCAGAUGACGUAUGCGAAAAAUGCUUGUGCAAGGACGGCCACGUUGCAUGUAAUAGGCAGAUUUGCGAAAGGAACUGCACUCAUCCAACUCCUGAUCCUUGCUGUCCCAUUUGUAAUGACUGUUUGUUUGAAACAGUCAAAUACUCCAAUGGUGAACGUUUCAAUCCCGAUUCAUGUAGAAGUUGUGAAUGUAAGGAUGGAAACGUCGUAUGCACCUCUGAAAUUUGUCUUGAAUUGAACUGCCAAUUAAGAGUUCGUUUGCCUGGACAAUGUUGUGAAGUUUGCAGAGGUUGUGUUUAUGAAGGAACUGAAUAUGAGAACGAUGCAACGUGGAUUUCACCGCACAAUCCAUGCUUAUCUUGUAAAUGCACAGGUGGAACAGUAUCAUGUAAAAACAUCGUUUGUCCAGUAGAAUGUGUGGAGCCAAUACCCGUUCCUGGACGCUGUUGUCCUGUCUGCCCAGAAUGUGAAAGAGAUGGAGUGAAGUACAAGUCCGGAGAACGUUUCUCACCUCCUUCUCGCCCUUGUGACUCUUGUACUUGUGAUUCAGGACACAUAUUUUGUAUUCGGCAUGAGUGUCCUGUCCUUAUCGACUGCCCAGAGGAAUCUAUUCGACCACCCAGCGAAGGAGAGUGUUGUCCAACUUGUGCAGCCUUUGGUUCCGUUUGUACGCGUGAUCAGAUUGGUCAAUUAUUUCAUCCUUAUCCUGAUCCAUGUUUUGUCUGCCAGUGUUCGGAAAACUUUAUGUGGGUAUGCUCAAAAGAAUUUUGUCCGCCUCUGAACUGCCCUGCUGAGGAAAUCCUGAAAAGCGACAAAGAAUGCUGCCCCAAGUGCGGAGUCUGCAUCUCUGAGGGAAAUGAAAUUCAUUUGCAUGGAGAUUCAUGGGCAACUCAUAAUGAUCCUUGCAAUGUCUGUUCCUGUGACUAUGGUUCAAUUCAUUGCAACAGGACCAUUUGCUCCGAAAUCAACUGUAGAGGGGAGGAAAUUGCAUUCAGAGCUCCCGGAGAAUGUUGUUCUAUUUGUAUUUCUUCAACAGACUUGUCAUGUGAUUAUGGAGGCGCUUAUUAUGAAAAUGGACAAAGCUGGAAGCCUGACCCAUGCACGACUUGCCUCUGCACCCAGGGAAAGAUGCACUGCCAUAAUGAACGAUGCAUUCCUUUGGACUGUACUUCGGAUGAAAUACUUUCAGUUGAUCCCGGGCAAUGCUGUCCAAAAUGCAUUCCUCGUCCAGCUACUUGCCUUGCCUUUGGAGAUCCUCACUACCGCACAUUUGAUGGGGCCAGUAUAAGUUUUCAAGGAACAUGCCGCUACGUUUUAACCGCUGACUGUUCAACACAAAAGUUUACAAUUGUAGUUGAAAAUAAUGACAGAGGUUUCGAUGGAGUUUCAUGGACGCAUAGAGUAGUAGUCGUAUUACAAAACGCUUCGGUAGAUCUACGUUCUGGACCUAUGGUUUAUGUGAAAGGAAAGCACAUCGAACACUUACCAUAUUUUGAAGAUCCAGUCCUAUAUGUAGAGAAAACGGGACGCUCUGUUUUAGUUACAACUGAUGUUGGAGUACAGGUUCUUUGGAAUGGCGACGGUUAUGUGGAAGUGACGGUUUCAGGAAUUUACAGAGGUAAAACUUGUGGAUUAUGCGGAAACUUUAAUAAUUUUCCUGAAGAUGAUAUGAGGACGCCUUCCAAUCAAACUGUUACGUCGGAAGCUAAAUUUGGUAACAGCUGGAAAUAUGGGGAUGUUCAGCCAGGUGGUUGCACAGAAUCUGUUGACAUCGAUCCAUGUUCGAAGGGAGGAUACAGAAUUCGAAAAAUUGCAAAUACUAAAUGCUCAAUAUUGAAACAAAGUUUAUUCGCUCCUUGCCAUCAAUUCAUUCGCCCUGAGCCUUUCUUUGCUGCUUGUGUAUACGACGUCUGUGCCUGUUCCGAAAACGACGAUUGUCUCUGUGAUAUUUUGAAUACCUAUUCGAAAGAGUGUUUCAAAGCUGGUGUGAUACUAAAUUGGAGAACAGAAGGAUUGUGUGGCAUCCAUUGUUCUGGCGAAGAAGGGUUGGUAUUUGAUGAGUGUGGUCCUCCUUGCCCUCGAACCUGUGAGAACAGAAAUUUACCCAUUGGAAUUAUAGCAUCUCAGUGUUUUAAACCGUGUGUGCCUGGUUGCCAAUGUUCAGCAGACAAAGUUCUUCAUAAUGGGCGAUGUAUUCGACCUGAAUUUUGUCCUUAAACUUUGCAUAUUCAUUAAUUUGAUGUAAAUAAUAAAGUCAUUUUCUCCUCUCAUAAAA
Molecule: messenger RNA, 11758 nt
Organism: Argiope bruennichi
Lineage: Eukaryota; Metazoa; Arthropoda; Arachnida; Araneae; Araneidae
Product: zonadhesin-like
Exons: 64
Coding region: 58-11700 (3880 amino acids)
Molecular function (GO): protein binding; serine-type endopeptidase inhibitor activity; oxidoreductase activity
Source: RefSeq, a predicted model, not a curated record